AUGAAGAAUCAGCACAUCCUGAGAAUCAAUAAGCUGGAGAAGGAUGACUCAGCAGAAUACACAUUCAGACUCAAACGACCUAAUGGAGGAUGGAAAGAAUCUGACUUUUCUGGAGUAACGCUGGUUGUCACAGGCCUGACAGUGAGGGUGCAUCCUGCAGAGGUGACAGAGGGCCAAAAUGUCACUCUGACCUGCAUUACCAGCUGUCCUCUGCCUCACAACACAACCUACAUCUGGUACUUGAACAGUCGACCUUUGACUGAGCCAAGAAAGCACAACAAGACACUGAUACUCUGUUCAGUCAGCAGUCAGCAUGCAGGAAGCUACUCCUGUGCUGUUGAAGGUGGCAUUACAUCUGGUGAAAAAACUCUGACUGUCCAAAAUGUUAAACAGAAACAAACACCAGCAGCAGCAGCAGCAGCAGCAGCAGCAGCAACCGCCACACGAGUCUGUACUCUUCUCCUGGUUACCAUACUUCUUGUUGUUAUCUUCCUUUGGAUAAGAAAGAAGAGGAUUUCAGGUCAGUCUCCUGAAACUCAAGCAAUGGACAACACAGAGCAGCUAAACCCUGGUCAUGAGUAUGAAAACAUGUCAGCUCGACCAACAGAGCAGGAGGAGCUUCGCUGCAGCAGAGUCCACUUCUCUAUGACCCAGCCAGAAACUCCUGACCUCCCCAUCCAACCACAUCAGUCCGAACAACAGGAGCAUGUUGCUCAUGCUACUGUCAACUUCAGUUCCAACACGGCCUCUGAGUGAGCAUCUCUUUACAUAACUGAUUCAGGAUCUACUUAGUGGCCCUACUCAUCUUGAUCAGUGGCACUAUUUUCAACAACCUGACUUUCACAGUUCAAGCCCUCUAGUCUCCACCAAUAUUUCACUUCACUCCAUGUCUCACAGAAUUCCCCAAAAGUUCUGAGCCUUGCAAGCAAAAGCUAAUCACGUUAAAACAUCUAUCCAAUGCCUAAUAUUAGUUGGCUUUGAACACUGCAUGUGCUAAAAAGUCUAACCACAAAGAGAAAUGUGUGAAAUGCUGCCUCAGUGACGCUUCAACUGUCUUUUCUAAAAAUGACACAACAAAAACUUGAAGACAUCAAAACACCAGUGACACUAGUGGUCAGAUUUAAGUAGAUGAGCAGCUAAAGAGCUAAACACCAGUGCAGCACAAUUUAUAACACAUAUAACACUGUAAGAAAGAUUUAUGAACAGAUUCAUGAUGUAAAGGUGAAAAGGCAGCAGAUUAUGUUCUUCACUGGUCCUCUCACUGCUGAAUCAUUUGUAAUGAACUUUUAUGGCAGGUUAAGUCGCCUCUCAAGGGCUGAUAUGCUGUACAGAUGACUUGAAAUUAUGUCUUAAAUACAUUGAGCAACAGUGUUACCAGACCACAAUGCAAUGCUGAAAUGUGGGUGGCUCUGUCAUGUAAGCUUAUUGACACAUUUUGGGUUUUUUUCCUGGUGUACUUAUGUUGCAUUACUUUCUGUUUCAUUUGCAGCUGUAAAAAGCUUUUGUAAAAAUGAUUUUGCUCUCAGAAACAUGUUUUACCCUGCAUUAACUGAAGUGUAUUAAAAGAUGAAAGACAUUA
Messenger RNA from Epinephelus lanceolatus (giant grouper), 1579 nucleotides. The record is from RefSeq and is a predicted model, not a curated record. Lineage: Eukaryota; Metazoa; Chordata; Actinopteri; Perciformes; Serranidae.